Molecule: messenger RNA, 2410 nt
Organism: Elephantulus edwardii (Cape elephant shrew)
Lineage: Eukaryota; Metazoa; Chordata; Mammalia; Macroscelidea; Macroscelididae
Gene: IFT80
Product: intraflagellar transport 80 homolog (Chlamydomonas)
Exons: 19
Coding region: 1-2334 (777 amino acids)
Biological process (GO): cilium assembly
Cellular component (GO): cilium; centrosome; intraciliary transport particle B
Molecular function (GO): protein binding
Source: RefSeq, a predicted model, not a curated record
AUGAGGCUGAAGAUAACUCUUUUGAAAGAACCAAAACAUCAAGAGUUAGUAAGCUGUGUGGGCUGGACUACUGCUGAAGAACUGUAUUCAUGUGGUGACGAUCAUCAGAUAGUGAAAUGGAACUUGUUAACCAGUGAAACGAAUCAAAUGGUGAAGCUCCCUGAUGAUACUUACCCAAUAGAUCUUCACUGGUUUCCAAAAAGUUUAGGCAUAAAGAAGCAGACUCAAGCAGAAAGUUUUGUCCUCACAAGCUCUGAUGGUAAAUUUCAUCUGAUUUCCAAGUUAGGAAGAGUGGAAAAAAGUGUGGAAGCCCACUGUGGAGCAGUGCUUUCAGCGAGGUGGAAUUAUGAAGGAACAGCACUGGUCACAGUUGGAGAAGAUGGACAAAUAAAAAUCUGGUCAAAGACUGGGAUGCUGAGAUCAACCUUAGCUCAACAAGGAACACCAGUGUAUUCAGUAGCAUGGGGCCCUGAUUCAGAAAAGGUUCUUUACACAGCUCGCAAUCAGUUGGUCAUUAAACCUCUUCAACCAAAUGCUAAAGUUUUACAGUGGAAGGCUCAUGACGGCAUUAUUUUAAAAGUCGAUUGGAAUUCAAUUAAUGAUCUUAUUUUAUCUGCUGGGGAAGACUGUAAAUAUAAGGUGUGGGAUAGUUAUGGUCGCCUGCUCUACAGUUCACAACCUCAUGAGCAUCCUAUUACUUCAGUUGCUUGGGCUCCAGAUGGAGAAUUAUUUGCUGUUGGAUCAUUUCAUACUUUACGUUUGUGUGAUAAAACUGGGUGGUCAUAUGCCUUAGAAAAGCCGAACACGGGCAGCAUAUUUAACAUCGCCUGGUCAGUUGAUGGCACACAGAUCGCUGGAGCCUGUGGAAAUGGGCAUGUGAUUUUCGCACAUGUAGUAGAGCAGCGUUGGGAGUGGAAGAAUUUUCAAGUGACAUUAACUAAAAGAAGGACCAUGCAGGUUCGGAAUGUUCUUGAUGAUGCAGUGGACUUACUGGAAUUCCGUGACAGAGUCAUUAAAGCAUCUUUGAACUAUGCACAUUUGGUUGUCUCAACGUCUCGUCAGUGUUAUGUGUUCUCGACGAAGAAUUGGAACACACCACUUGUAUUUGAUCUCAAAGAAGGAACUGUUAGUCUCAUUCUCCAGGCAGAAAGACAUUUUCUUCUUGUAGAUGGUGUUGGCGUCUAUUUAUAUUCUUAUGAAGGGCGCUUUAUUUCUUCUCCAAAAUUUCCUGGAAUGAGAACAGAUAUUCUAAAUGCACAGACAGUGUCUCUGAGUAAUGAUACCAUAGCAAUAAAAGACAAAGCUGAUGAAAAAAUAAUCUUCCUCUUUGAGGCAUCAACUGGAAAACCAUUAUGUGAUGGGAAACUUCUUUCUCAUAAGAAUGAAAUCUUAGAAAUUGCUCUGGAUCAGAAAGGACUUACUAAUGACAGAAAAAUUGCUUUCAUUGAUAAAAAUAGAGAUCUCUAUAUUACUGCAGUGAAGCGAUUCGGGAAGGAGGAACAGAUUAUCAAGCUUGGAACAAUGGUGCAUACAUUGGCAUGGAAUGAUACAUGCAAUAUCCUUUGUGGACUUCAAGAUACUCGAUUUACAGUGUGGUACUACCCCAAUACAGUUUAUGUGGACAGAGACAUUUUGCCCAAAACAUUUUAUGAAAGGGAUGCAAGUGAAUUCAGUAAAAAUCCUCAUAUUGUGAGUUUUGUUGGGAAUCAGGUAACUAUAAGAAGAGCUGAUGGUUCACUGAUUCACAUCAGCAUAUCACCAUAUCCUGCCAUUCUCCAUGAAUAUGUAAGCAGUUCAAAAUGGGAAGAUGCUGUAAGACUUUGCCGUUUUGUUAAGGAACAAACCCUGUGGGCUUGCCUAGCUGCUAUGUCAGUUGCUAAUAGAGAUAUGACCACAGCAGAAAUAGCCUACGCUGCAAUUGGUGAAAUUGAUAAGGUUCAGUACAUUAAGUCCAUAAAAAAUCUUCCAUCUAAAGAGUCAAAAAUGGCCCACAUCCUAAUGUUCAGUGGAAACAUACAAGAGGCUGAAGUAGUACUUCUUCAGGCUGGCCUUGUUUAUCAAGCAAUCCAAAUCAAUAUUAAUCUCUACAACUGGGAAAGGGCACUUGAAUUGGCUGUAAAGUAUAAAACUCAUGUGGAUACGGUUCUUGCUUACCGUCAGAAGUUUUUGGAGACAUUUGGGAAACAGGAAACUAAUAAAAGAUACUUGCAAUAUGCUGAAGGUCUCCAAAUAGAUUGGGAGAAAAUCAAAGCCAAAAUCGAGAUGGAAAUUACUAAAGAACGCGAGCAACCACCGAAUAGCCAGCCCAACAAGGGCAUUGGCAUGAAGUCCUAAUGCCCCGCUCAACAUUGACACGUUGCCUCUUUUGGAAUGAAUCCGAAUUAGACAUGGAGAAGCAUGUUUUGGUAGC